AUGUCUGAAUCAGAUUAUCAAAGCCUUGGGCGAAGCCCUCUUGGUUUUGCUGGGCCAUUAACGCUCUCGAUGCCUUCUUUCAACUUUUGGUAUUCGAGCUCCUUCUGGCUGUACCUGUUUUUGGGUCUCUGGGUCCACCGCUAUCUCCGUCUCCUAGUCCACUGCGUUAGCCACUGGACAUACAAGUCAAAGCCUAUUCCUGCCAAACCAACAUUUACUAGCAAGGACGUGACUGUUGUCAUCCCUACCAUCCACAAUGCUUUUGAGGAGCUUCGUCCUUCUCUAGAGAGUAUCCUGGCCUGUGAGCCAGCCGAGCUGAUCCUGGUCACAACGCAUGAUAAGCGAAAGGAGCUGCAAAAGUUGGCCGACUCCCUAGUUUUCCCUAAGGUCCGCGUUCUAGACACCCCCAUCGCAAACAAGCGCCUUCAAGUGUGCGAGGCCCUUCCCAAGGUCGAGACCCCCAUCACCAUCAUGGCGGACGACGAUGUGACCUGGCCCUCUACCCUUAUGCCUUGGAUCUUGGCCCCGUUCGAAGACCCUGAAAUCGGUGGUGUUGGAACUUGCCAGCGAGUUCGACGAGAGCACGACGGUUCCUGGUCAACCAAAGCUUGGAACUGGUUGGGUGCUGCCUACAUCGAGCGUCGCAACUUUGAGAUCUCGGCCACACACAACAUCGACGGUGGUACUUCUUGCAUGUCUGGUCGUACCGGCGCCUACCGCUCUGAAAUUCUCUCCAGCCACGACUUUCUUCACGGCUUCAAGAACGAGAAGUGGAGAAAGUGGAUUUUGAAUGCUGACGACGACAACUUUGUGACUCGUUGGCUAGUGAGCCACCAGUGGAAGACAUGGAUUCAGUAUGAGAAGGAGUGCGAGAUUGAGACAACAUUGGAGAACAGCACUAAGUUUCUGUACCAAUGCUCUCGAUGGGCACGAAGCAACUGGCGAAGCAACUGGACCAGUAUGGUUACUGAGCGCUAUAUCUGGAAGCAACAAUUGUGGUGCACAUACGCCCUGCAUUUCGCGACUUUCACUUCGCUGGCCUUCCUUGUUGAUCCGCUUCUCCUCGCUUCAGUCUGGUGGGGAACCGCAGACUGGGAUAUGCAGAACCGCCGAUACGCUUUCUGGUCCCAGUUUGUCUUUAUGUUCGCCUUUACUAAGGUGGUCAAGCUGAUGGGUUUGUUCAUUCGAAACCCCAGCGAUAUUCUGUUCUUGCCUGUUUCUGUCGUAUUUGGAUACUUCCACGGAUUGAUCAAGCUCUAUGCUCUUAUCACUCUGAACAUGACUUCAUGGGGUAGCCGAGCAGAUGGUGAUGCCAACGAUGAGCAGCGACUGGCUCCCGCUCCCCAACCUUCAAUUGUCUUGAAGACUCCUCCUGGAAAGGGCUCGCUUAUUCGCUACAAUGCUCGCCAGAAGGGACGACAACCGCAAGGACAACAAGGCGCAUGGGAGAAGAGCGACUAUGCCGCCUACGAUUCAAGCACAUCACUCGAAGCUGUAUGCGAACGAAACUUCGAUCAGCGGACACUGUUGGGCAAUCUGACCUGGCAACGAAACGAUUUUGAUGAGGCCAUGAGUAACGUUUUCAUUUUUCACAUGGGAAGUUAA
Fusarium coffeatum is the source of this 1605-nucleotide messenger RNA. RefSeq lists its product as uncharacterized. The coding region runs from base 1 to 1605 and encodes 534 amino acids. The transcript has 4 exons. The record is from RefSeq and is a predicted model, not a curated record. Lineage: Eukaryota; Fungi; Ascomycota; Sordariomycetes; Hypocreales; Nectriaceae.